This is a messenger RNA of Amborella trichopoda, 884 nucleotides long. RefSeq names its product GCN5-related N-acetyltransferase 8. Lineage: Eukaryota; Viridiplantae; Streptophyta; Magnoliopsida; Amborellales; Amborellaceae. The record is from RefSeq and is a predicted model, not a curated record. Gene Ontology annotation, molecular function: N-acetyltransferase activity.
CCCAACUCAUCCAUGGCCUCAACCUCGUCCCUAGAAAACGUCCUCCAAUCCACCGGAGAACCCACUGAGAAAAGCCGAGUGGCGAGAAUCCGCCUUGCCGUCCCCGAGGAUGUGCCCCACCUCCUGAAACUCAUCCACCAAAUGGCCGUUUUCGAGCACAUGCCCCACCUCUUCCAAGCAACAGAGCACUCCCUCUCCUCAACUCUUUUCUCCUCUCCUCCAUUUCAGGGAACCACAGUAUUCAUUCUUGAGAUUUUCAGUGAUUUUCCACAAAACCCAUGUGACAAAAACCAGUUUUUCAAGCCAAUUUUCAAGAAGCUGGUUUUCGAUCCACCUGUUGAAGACGUAGAGGCCAAAACCUUUGCUUCCUCACAAAAUGGAGAUGGAGUGGUUGCUGGUUUCGUGCUGUUUGUUCAGAACUAUUCGACAUUUUUGGCGAAACCUGGGUUUUAUAUGGAGGAUUUGUUUGUGAGAGAGUGUUACAGGAGGAGAGGGCUUGGAAGAAUGUUAAUGGAGAGUGUUGCAGGGCAAGCUGUUAAGAUGGGGUUUGGGAUAAUGCAGUGGUGUGUUUUGGAUUGGAAUGUGAAUGCAAUCAAGUUUUAUGAGGAGAUGGGGGCUGAGGUUAUGCAGCAGUGGAGCCUUUGCAGGUUGAGUGGAGAGGCUUUGGAAGCUUAUAGGGGUAAGGGUGAUGGUAAUGUUGAUGAUGAGUCUGGUUAGACUAUCUCUACAGUUUGGUCCGGUUUCUCCCGCUAGCGUAUUUUCCCUCUCCACUUGUUGAGGGUUUUCUCUCUCUACGUUUAUGGGUUGUCUCUCUCUAGCCCUAAGCUCCUUUCUUGUAGUCUCACUCUCUCUCUCUCUCUCUCGAAGUUGUGAUCUCUCUUAGA